Messenger RNA from Fragaria vesca subsp. vesca, 2240 nucleotides. RefSeq lists its product as uncharacterized. The transcript has 4 exons. NCBI's taxonomy places the organism in Eukaryota, Viridiplantae, Streptophyta, Magnoliopsida, Rosales, Rosaceae. The record is from RefSeq and is a predicted model, not a curated record. Bases 468 to 2045 code for a protein of 525 amino acids.
UUAUCGACGGUUUCCCCAAACACCUACGGCGGCGAGUUUCUGUUGAAAUGGAGAUGGCUAUGGAGGAGUCGUGCUCUCAUUCGCUUCUCUUCCUUGCUCGCCACGCCCUUCAAUCUGACGGACGAACUCCUCGCUUUCUGAAGAAUCCUAUACAGAGUACGCCGCCAAUAUCUAGUUGUUGGAUUUUCCAAGCUUGUUUCUAGAUUUACCUCGUUUUAUAUCUUGUCGCCCAAAGUUGUAAUUAGAGGGUUCGAAACGGACUUGGUGUUUUAGAUUCUGGUGAAUUUGUCUUUAUUUUGCUGAUAUUUGUGAACAACAUAGGUCUUUAAAUUUCUAGGGAUUUGGGGUUUUAAGGUGAAUUGUCUUUGAAUUUGAGUAUCUAAGGUUUCAAGUGGUUCUUGAAUGUUCUCUGGCAACGCACACAAAUAUUGGUCGGUGGAACUUUUAAUCUUUUGUUAGGUAUUUGAAUGGCGGGGAGGUGGGACGUUGGGGUUCCCAAGACUAAUGCUUGUAGUCUUCGAGAGCAAGCAACAAGAACAAUUCUUCGCAAUGUGAGGUCACAAGGGCACUCAUAUGUUGAGGUCCGAGAAGAUGGGAAAAAGUUCAUUUUCUUCUGUACUCUGUGUCUUGCCCCAUGCUAUAGUGAUAAGGUGCUCUUUGAUCAUCUCAAGGGUAAUCUUCACAAUGAAAGAUUAGCCGCUGCUAAGGUUACUCUUUUACGACCAAAUCCUUGGCCUUUCAAUGAUGGCGUGGUUUUCUUUAAUAAUUCAUAUGAGACUGAUAAAGGGGUAGUGACUCCGGAUGACAAUAAAUGUAGGAUGUUGGAGUCUCAUGACAAUGAGAACAAUCUUGCUAUUGUCAAAUAUGGUGGAAAUCUGAAAACCAAUGGCUAUGAUCAUUGUGGUGUUGAUGGGCUUGAGUGUAAUGAGUAUAUCGAUUUGCAAGGGUUGCAGUCAAAUGUUGGAGAUUCAACUGCUGAUGGAGCAAAGUCCUCUGUGGUGAUCCCUGGUAUUGUGGUUAGGGAUGAAAUUACUGAUUUAGAAGUGAGAGAGGUGGGUUUGGGAGAAAUUGCUGCAAGGUUCCUUGGGAAAGAUGGUAUUGGUAGAAUAUGGUGUGAAUGGUUGGGAGUAAAAUCUAUAGACAGUGAGGAUUUAUGCAAUGUUCCUGAGCACGAUUUCGCUGUUGUUACCUUCAGUUAUAAUAUUGAUUUGGGUAGAAAAGGUUUACUUGAUGAUGUAAGGAUGUUGCUCUCAUCCAGCCCUACAAUAGAAUCAGGGAAUGGUGAAGGCACCGGUUGUAAGAGAAAGAAAUCCUUCUCUGACCCUGAGGAUAUCAGCGAUUCUCUAAGUAAUCAGUACGAGUCAUUUGGGGAAGAUUCCUCUGCUUCCAGUGGUACAGCAUCUAGGUUGCUUCUAGACCAUUAUGAUGAUCAGUUACUGAAUACAAGAUUUAUAUUGAACAAAUCUAUAAGGCGAGAGCUCAGACGGCAACAGCGUUUAGCGUCAGGAAGAAUGUGUGACAUCUGUCAACAGAGGAUGCUUCCUGGGAAAGAUGUAGCAACUCUCAUGAAUCUGAAGACUGGAAAGCUUGCUUGCAGUAGUCGAAAUGUGAACGGGGCUUUUCACGUGUUCCAUACUUCUUGCCUUAUACACUGGAUACUUCUGUGUGAAGUUGAGGUAAUCACAAAUCAGAAUACUGGUUCAAAAGCGAGGAGAAGGUCUAGGAGGAAAACUGCGGCCAAGUGCAAUGGAAAAGAUGCUCAGUUGAAAUCUUUGAGCCCACAAAUUUAUUCUGUAUUCUGCCCAGAGUGCCAGGGUACUGGUAUUGUUGUUGAUGGAGAUGACCUGGAGAAACCGAAUCUUCCUCUGUCUCAGAUGUUCAGGUAUAAGAUAAAGGUGAGUGAUGCACGUCGAGCAUGGAUGAAGAGUCCUGAGAUGUUGCAGAAUUGCUCGACUGGUUUUCAUUUCCCCUCCCUAAAUGCAGCAGGAAUCCAGGAAAAGGUGAAAACACUAAAGUUGCUGCGUUUCUAUAGAGCACAUGAAUAGAGAGGUGGCUUCAAGAAUACAAGGGAGCCUGCAACUGUGUUUAGCUGGCGUAGCAUGUGUAUUUCACACAGGUUAUGUAUAUGUGGUGUACAUUGCUGGCCUGGCAUAUGUCUACUUAAGACUGAUUUCAUUCCAUGAAUUAAUGGCAAUAACGAUUUGUAAUUAUAUUGUAAAUAACUAAAUACCUUAUCAGAU